ACGGUUCUCCCGCCGGGCACCAACCUCAUCUCCCGCUCCAAACGCCGGCCCUCAUACCUUUAUGAGGCUGAUAAUGCCAUUGAGUUUUCAAUAAGAGAGAAGGUUCUAUGACAAUAAUGAACUGGCUGCUCAACUCCACAAUCGCACCCCAUACUCUUGGCGAUUUUAUGUUGAGAAUCUUCAUUCUUAUGAGAUGUCCUGGGCACUCAUUAAGACUCAUCAUGAUUUAUCUCUUUUGUAGUACAAUGAGCAUACUCAUGAGAGUCCAUUUGAAACAUUCAAGCAGGCGGUGAGAACCACAACUAGAUUCUGCCGUGGCAGUUGAGGGGGACUUGCAUGAAAGCUUCCC
Molecule: messenger RNA, 349 nt
Organism: Colletotrichum godetiae
Lineage: Eukaryota; Fungi; Ascomycota; Sordariomycetes; Glomerellales; Glomerellaceae
Exons: 2
Coding region: 108-293 (61 amino acids)
Source: RefSeq, a predicted model, not a curated record